Messenger RNA from Haplochromis burtoni (Burton's mouthbrooder), 3236 nucleotides. It is a transcript of the gene tmprss7, whose product is annotated as transmembrane serine protease 7. Gene Ontology annotation, molecular function: protein binding; serine-type endopeptidase activity. NCBI's taxonomy places the organism in Eukaryota, Metazoa, Chordata, Actinopteri, Cichliformes, Cichlidae. The record is from RefSeq and is a predicted model, not a curated record. Gene Ontology annotation, biological process: proteolysis. The transcript is spliced from 18 exons. Bases 252 to 2762 code for a protein of 836 amino acids.
UCGAUGGAAGUUAAUGAAUGAAACAUUAGCCAUACGACUGGAUAGUUCCCCGUUUCGCCGUUGCUCGUCUGUGGUCAAGGAUCUGGUUUCAGACACCUGCCGACUGUGGAGCCAAACGGUGUGCUUUUUGGCUCUGUUCGAAUCUGCUGUUUUCAUGAACGGCUGUUCUUGUUCUAAAAGGCAGUGGGAAUGGAUCUGAAAGAACAAAAGUCAGAAAGUAGAUGAUUGCGGCUUGAAGGGAUGCCUGUGUCAUGGGCGCGCAGCACGAUGAGAACAAGCAGACCAGUGGAGAUGAUGAUCCAUCUCGACAGGACUGUGCCAGUAUUGCAGAUGUGUCAGUGGAGGUGGCAACAGUGGACCACACGCUGCAGAAGCUGCGCAGGAAGUACAGGAAGACUAGACGGAAGCCCAAAGGACUCAAGAGGCUGUGGCUCCGUCUGCUGAACAUCCCAUACAUAACUGUAAUCAUCACAGCAGUAGUGUUCGUCGUGGUGGUGAUCAUGUGGUCGCUGCUGUGGGUCUUUAUUUUUCGCAGGGAAAGUAACAGUGGAGCAUAUUUCGCUGGGAUGUUCCGUGUAGCCAAUGUGGAGUUUAUCCCAGAGUACCGGCAAGCAGAGUCGCAUGAGUUUGUGUCCAUGGCAAAUAAAAUCCAGCACGUGGUGAACAAUGUGUACAAAAUGUCCUCAGUUGCGAAACUCUACAAGCAAGCUGUCAUUUCAGACCUCAGUAACAACAACAAGGGUGGCGUGUUGGUGCAUUUCUGGAUGGCUUUUGUGGUCCCUCAACUGAAGAGCUCAGAGAUGUGUGAGGAGUGCUUAGCAGCCAUUUUCAGAGAUUCAGUCCACACCAGCCUGAACAGGUCCUCUGUAGGCUACCUGCUGGGUCUUCCAGUUGACAUAGACUCCAUCCUCAUCAAUGGUGUUCAGCGUUCAGAUUAUUCAUCCAACACAGCAGACUCUCAGUGUGUAGAUAAGAUGUAUGCCAACCUUCCUGGGGUGAUGGUCCCUUUAAGCGUCUUCUCGUCAUGGGGCGGUAUAAAUUGCCAUGUAAAGCUCACUGCAGUCCCUGGCUCUCUGAUCCGCCUCACCAUCACCUCAUUUGUUAUUGAGCCCAGUGACUGCGUGAACGAUGCCCUCACUGUGUAUGACGCUCUGCUGCCCAUGAGAGGGCGCAUUCUGCACAGCCUGUGUGAGCCGGUCUCCAGCGCCGUCUCCAUCGUUUCUACCUCCAAUUUCAUGCUGCUGUCCUUCAGAAUGACCAACGGGAAUAAAAAUUUCAGAGGAUACUUUGAGGCAAUCGCUGAGGAAGUUUGUAUGUCUCAAAUUGAGAGCCAGUUGGAGCCUGGUAUCAGAGAUCGAAUGUACAGCCCCUUCUACCCCAGCAUGCUGCCCCCACAGUGCUCCUGUACCUGGAAGUUUAAGACCCAGAACUCCACUUUAGGAGUUGCACUGCGCUUCCACAACUAUGUCCUGAAACUAAAGGACAUGAAUGGCUGUGACCAAGGCUGGUGGAAGGUCAAUGAAGUCAUUUACUGUGGAAGCUACGUGGGACAUGACACGGUUUUUCGUAUUGCUGACUACAAUCCAGAUGUGGAGUUUCGCUGCAGCUCACGUACUUCUGCUCAGCCUUUCCAGGCAUCUUAUAGCAGCUACAGUAUGAACCAGCCCUGUCCAGAGAGCCAUUUCUUGUGCAACACGGGACUGUGUGUGCAGAAGACUCGACUCUGCGAUGGCCUGGAUGAUUGCCAGGAUGAGAGUGACGAGGUCUUCUGCUCAAGGCCCACGAUGAGCUGUGGUGCCAAUAGUCCCCUGCAUCCUCUGCUAGUAUGCAAUGGAGAGACAGACUGCACGGAUGGAGUCGAUGAACUCAACUGCACUCAUGAAACGACCUGCUCUGCAAUCAGAUAUCAGUGCAAAAGCGGCUCCUGCAUCCUGAAAAAGAACGCAAAGUGUGACGGACUCGAUGACUGUCAGGAUCGCAGUGAUGAGGCCGACUGUUCUUGUGGUCGUCCCUCCCCAUUGACCAGGGUGUUCACGUCAACUGGCUUGGAGCGUAUCGUGGGUGGAGUAAACUCUGCAGAGGGGGAGUGGCCUUGGCAGGUCAGCCUCUAUUUUGAUGGUCACCUGUACUGCGGUGCUUCUGUCCUCUCCACUGAUUGGCUCGUCUCAGCUGCUCACUGCUUCAACAAGCAAAGGCUCUCUGAUCCACGUUACUGGCGCGCCCACCUCGGCAUGCUGACACAAGGCAGUGCCAAAUACGUGGUGGAGAUACAGCGGAUCGUGGUGCACGAGUAUUAUAACGCUCAAAUGUUUGACUACGACAUCGCGCUGCUGCAGCUGAAGAAGCCUUGGCCACCCUCCCUCAGCCCGCUGGUCCAGCCUGUGUGCCUACCGUCCUCCUCCCACACCGUCACCGACAGCCACCGCUGUGUAGUGACUGGGUGGGGAUACCGAACUGAGGAUGACACGGUGCUUUCCUUGGUGCUACAGAAAGCAGAGGUGUCUGUAAUGAGUCAAACGGAGUGUAAGAAGCAAUACGGAAUCAUCUCACCACGCAUGCUGUGUGCUGGAGUCCCCUCAGGAGGGCGGGAUGCCUGCAAGGGAGAUUCGGGUGGCCCUUUGUCAUGUCAGGCACCAGGCGGGGGUCGCUGGUUCCUGAUCGGGAUUGUCAGCUGGGGGUCUGGUUGCGGCAGACCAAACCUACCCGGGGUCUACAGCAGGGUCACAAAGUUCACCUCUUGGAUCUACAGCCAUAUCAGAUGACACAGUGAAACUCAUCCAUUCCCAGCACAAUAUUCCAAAUAAAAACAUCAUUACUGGAUACCUUGUGUCCUGUGUUGUGUAUUUUUUGCAUCCGAUAAUUAAUAGUUUACGGAUGUUAUAAAGUGCCGUUAAUCUCACAUACUGAAUAAAAGCUCACAAUAAGUUUUUGUCCCCUAAGGACCAUCCAAGGGCGCAGCGGCCCAGCCCCAGUUGUAAUACCUCACACGUUUCCCUCAAACACUCUUUUGUCCCACGGAGCUGAACUCCCACAUACACAGCAAGGAAGUUUGCCCACAAUAUCUGUCGCACGGAUGGUUGUGCGGAUUGUACCCUUUCAUAGUGCUCUCAUUGUGCCCGCACUGCAUUCUGGGGCUCCGUGUGACACCUGCCGCCAGGUUCAGGUAAAUGGGAGGCAGUGAAUGCCCGCUGCAUCCGAGCCCCCUCGGGUCAGGUUUCGGUGUGGGGAUUUUUUUC